AAUCUUCUUAUCCAGUGUGCACUUAUCAUUUCCAUCAAUGGCCUUUCUUCUUCCUUGUGCACUCGUCUCCACCCAUCUCUGUACAUCUCAUUCUGUUUAUUUCUCUCCAAACUAAUCCAUCAAUGGAGAGUAACCUCAUCAUACUCAGUAAAUCAAGGCCUCCGUCUUUAACCCCUUCAUCCAGUGUAAAUGGCACUCAACUGGAGUUCCACCCCAAGAAUAUCAAACCCAUCUCCAGAGUCUCUUUCGCCAAAAAUUCGAAACCUAUCAAUACCCGCUUGGAUAAACUCUGCGUGGAAGGUCCCCUGAGCGAGGCUGUGAAAAUUCUUGACUCUCUCGCUCAACAAGGGUCCUCUGUCAGACCCAAAACCUACAUUAAUUUGCUACAGUCCUGCAUUGACCAAGAAUGCAUUGGGUUGGGUCGAGAAUUGCAUGCUCGAAUUGGUUUGGUGGGGGAGGUUAACUCUUUUGUUGAGACCAAGCUGGUGAGCAUGUAUGCAAAGUGUGGGGAUUUGGGAGAGGCUCGGAAGGUGUUUGAUAAAAUGCGCGAGAGAAAUUUGUAUGCUUGGUCGGCCAUGAUUGGUGCUUGCUCAAGAGGGCGGAGUUGGAAGGAAGCUAUAGAGCUCUUUUAUCGUAUGACGGAGGAUGGUUUUUUGCCUGAUCAGUUAUUGAUUCCGAAGAUUAUGCUGGCGUGUACAAAGUGUGGUGAUUUUGAGACAGGGAAGUUGAUACAUUCUCUAGCUAUUAGAUGUGGGAUGAGCAAUUCUAUGCGUGUGAAUAAUUCAAUUCUGACUAUGUAUGCUAAGAGUGGGGAUAUGAAUGGUGCGGAGAAGUUUUUCGCCAAUAUGGGUGAGAGGGAUAUGGUGAGUUGGAACGCUAUAAUAAGCGGGUAUUGCCAGAAGGGUGAGAUUGAACAAGCUCGUGCAUAUUUUGAUGCAAUGCAUGAGGAGGGAAUCGAGCCUGGUUUAGUAAUUUGGAACGUAUUAAUUGCAAGUUACAAUGAGUUAGGGCGUUGUGAUUCUGCGAUGGAACUAAUGAGGGAGAUGGAGAGUGUUGGUAUCACGCCAGAUGUAUAUACUUGGACUUCAAUGAUUUCAGGGUUUGCUCAGAACAGCCGGCUAAAUCAAGCAUUUGAAUUGUUAAACAGGAUGUUCUUAGCAGGGAUAGAACCCACUGAUAUUACAUUAGCUAGUGCAAUCUCAGCAUGUGCAACCUUGAAAUCGCUAGAUAUGGGAUUGGAAAUCCAUUGUGUGGCUGUUAAGAUGAGUUUGGUUGGCUAUCUACCAGUUGCGAAUUCACUUAUUGAUAUGUACUCAAAGUGUGGGAAUCUGGAAGCUGCCCAGCGAGUUUUUGAUAUGAUGUUAGAAAGAGAUGUAUACUCUUGGAACACAAUUAUUGGAGGAUAUUAUCAAGCAGGUUACUGUAGCAAAGCCCAUGAAUUAUUUAUGAGAAUGCAGGAGUCUGAUGUAUCACCUAAUGUUGUCACCUGGAACAUAAUGAUCACAGGAUAUAUACAAAAUGGGGAUGAAGAUCGGGCAUUGGAUCUUUUUCAAAGAAUUGAGAAGGAUGGGAACAUCAAGCGAAAUACUGCAUCAUGGAAUUCUUUAAUUUCUGGUUACCUGCAAAGCGAACAGAAGGAUAAAGCCUUUUGGAUAUUUCGAAAGAUGCAGAUUUCCCAUAUCACUCCCAACUCAGUUACAAUAUUGAGCGUUCUCCAUGCCUGUGCUAAUUUAGUUGCAGGAAAGAAAGUGAAAGAACUUCAUGGUUGUGCCCUGCGUCGAAAUCUAACAUCCGAGACUUCUGUAUCAAAUUCAUUAAUUGCCACUUACGCUAAGGCAGGGUAUAUAACAUAUUCAAGAACCAUUUUUGAAGGUAUGACAUCAAAAGACAUCAUCAGCUGGAACUCCUUGAUUGCAGGCUAUGUUUUACAUGGUCAAUCUGAUUCGGCUCUUCAACUCGUUCAUCAGAUGAAGAAUGAAGGAUUGCAACCUAGUAGAGGUACUUUUGCAAGUAUCAUCUUAGCUUACAGUCUUGCAGGAAUGGUGAAUGAGGGGAAGAGUACCUUCUCUAGCAUCACUGAAGAGUAUCAGAUUAAACCAGGUCUAGAACAUUAUGCUGCUGUAGUCCAUUUACUUGGACGUUCAGGUAAGCUUGCAGAAGCUAUGGAGUUCAUAAGAAAUAUGCCAAUCGAGCCUAACUCAUCAGUAUGGGCUGCUAUGCUGACUGCCUGUAGAUUUCACAAAAAUUUCGGAUUGGCAACUCUUGCAGGGGAACAUCUGCUUACCUUGGAACCUGGAAACAAUGUAAUUCGCCAUUUACUUUCACAGGUAUAUUCUUUAUGUAGGAAAAAUUGGGAAGCUCCAAAAAUGACAAAAUCUGAGAAACCUAUUGGGAAGUGCUGGAUUGAAACAAAAAAUAUGGUCCAUACGUUUGUUACUGGUUCUGGGUCUGAACCUCUCUCGGAAAAACUUCAUUCUUGGGUUGAAAGGGUAGCUUUAAAGAUCAAGAAACCUGUUUCUGAAAUUGGGGUUUGGAUUGAGGAAGAAGAGGAGGAGGGCAUUGGUGUUGUACACAGUGAAAAACAAGCAUUUGCAUUUUCUUUGAUAGAUUCUCAUCACAACGCAAAUAAGGCAAUCAGGAUAGUGAAAAAUUUGAGGAUGUGUAGGGAAUGUCAUAGAACAGCUAAAUAUAUAUCGCAGGCAUAUGGGUGUGAAAUAUUUGUAAAUGAUUCGACUUGCUUCCACCAUUUCAAAGGUGGACUUUGUUCAUGUAAGGAUUAUUGGUAGGGUGGAUGAAUAUGAGAAUCAGUUUCUCCAAAA
This is a messenger RNA of Neltuma alba, 2819 nucleotides long. RefSeq names its product pentatricopeptide repeat-containing protein At1g19720-like. Gene Ontology annotation, biological process: RNA modification. Bases 123 to 2786 code for a protein of 887 amino acids. Gene Ontology annotation, molecular function: protein binding; zinc ion binding; RNA binding. NCBI's taxonomy places the organism in Eukaryota, Viridiplantae, Streptophyta, Magnoliopsida, Fabales, Fabaceae. The transcript has a single exon. The record is from RefSeq and is a predicted model, not a curated record.